Molecule: messenger RNA, 2257 nt
Organism: Hydra vulgaris (swiftwater hydra)
Lineage: Eukaryota; Metazoa; Cnidaria; Hydrozoa; Anthoathecata; Hydridae
Product: dipeptidyl peptidase 1
Cellular component (GO): lysosome
Molecular function (GO): cysteine-type endopeptidase activity
Source: RefSeq, a predicted model, not a curated record
CAUUUUAAAACAAGUUUUUUUUUAGAUAAUUUAAAAAAGGAAAUGAAAAUAAUUAUUUUUUGUCUUUUUAUUGGUUUGGUGGUAAGUGAUCUGCCAACGAAUUGUAUGUAUGAAGAUACAGUAGGUGUUUGGACAUUGAACCUUGGUCCAUCCAACCAGACAAAUACUAUUGAUUGCAAUAAAUUUCAACCUGUCAGUACUCUUCAAGUAGAGCUCACUUUUCCAAAUUAUGCUGUAGAUGAGUAUGGGAAUAUUGGGAAAUGGACUAUGAUUUACAAUCAAGGAUUUGAAAUAAAUCUCAAUGGUCGUUCUUACUUUGCAUUUCAAUAUUACGAGCAAGUUUCAAAAGAUGAAUUUGUAAGCUACUGUCAUAAAACAUUUAAUGGAUGGGUGUAUGAUGCGGUUACUGAUAAAAAAUUUCCACCAAAAAACUGGGGUUGUUAUGAUGCUACAAAGAAAGAUAAAAUCACAAAAUUCUCUAAAAUGACUUCUCUUGAUGACGAUGAAACGUUAGAUGAGCCCUAUGGUUUAAAACAUGAACUUGUGCAAAGCAUAAACAAUAUCCAAUCACUUUGGAAAGCUGGUGUUUAUGAAUUAUAUGCUAACUUAACAAUCAGAGACAUGAUUAAGAGAGCUGGGGGAAAUAAAAAUCUUUCACCUGUAUUACCAAGGCCAUCUUUGCUUGAUGGAAAAGACCUACCUGAUGCAUUUGAUUGGCGUAGCAAACACAGUAGCAAUUUUGUAUCACCUGUUCGCAAUCAAGGAAAUUGUGGAAGUUGUUACGCUUUUGCUUCUAUGGCUCAACUAGAAGCAAGUGCUAGAAUAGAAACGAAUAAUCGCAUAAAGCCAGUUUUUUCUACACAGAAUAUUGUAUCUUGUUCACCUUUGUCUCAAGGAUGUGAAGGAGGUUUCCCAUUUCUAACUGCUGGUCGCUAUGCACAUAGUUAUGGGGUGAUUACUGAAGAUAAAUACCCAUACAUUGGUAAUGAUACUAAAUGUAACCCAGAGUCAUCUGAUUAUAGAUUUUUUGCCUCUGAAUAUGGGUAUGUUGGAGGGUUCUAUGGAGGAUGCAGUGAAGUCUUGAUGCGAUUGGCAUUGAUUAGGUAUGGUCCACUAUCAGUAGGAAUAAAUGUUACAAGUGAAUUCUUGCAUUACAAAGGAGGAAUUUUCUACCAACCAGAAACUCAUCUACUUGGUUCUAAGUUUAAUCCAUUUUAUUUAACCAAUCAUGCUGUUCUUGUAGUCGGUUAUGGUGUCGAUCAUGAUAAUGGAGUGAAAUAUUGGAUAGUGAAGAAUUCUUGGGGAGAAGGUUGGGGAGAGGGUGGUUUUUUCCGAAUUCGACGUGGAACAAACGAGAUAGGAAUUGAAAGCAUUGCUGUAUUUUCCAAAAUUUAUUUUGGUCAUUAGUUAUUAAGUAAUAUAUUUAAUUGUUAUAUUAAUCUUUUAUACUAAGUUUUUUUUUUCGUGUAUAACAUGUUAUAUUUUGUUUUUGUCUUCAUUGUUCGUUAUUGUUAAUGAUAAUCGUCUUGUCUUUACAUCAAUGUAAAAUCAUUGUUAAAUGUAAAUUCUUUGUUAAAUGUAAAAUCACUGUUAAAUGUAAAUUAAAAAUUGUAGUAUUUUUUAACUUUUAUAAUAGAAUAUUUUUAAUUCAAAAAAUAUUGACGAUUCAUUUGAUUUUGACGAAAAAAUUGAUGUUUUGCAUUAGAUGCAUAAAUAAUUUAUUAUAACAUCUAACAAUUUACAAUUAUGGAUGAAUUAUGAAACGAAAUUUUUGGUAAUUUUUUGAGGCCGUAAAAACACAAUUUGCGUAAUAAAAUUGUCUAUCAUUAUGGGUUUUACAAGAAAAAAACGAAUUCCCUAACCCACCCACCCCCAUCCCUUCCUUAGUAUUAGUAAAACUUUGAACAAUCUUUGAGUUUAACUAAAAUCGUUUAACUAAACGUUUGAGUUUAACUAAAAUGAGUUUAACUAAAAUCGUGCAAGUUGUUAUUAAUUUCAUAGGAACAAUUUUAUAAUACUUAAUGAAUUAUACAGCUUUUCCCAUAAUUUUUUUUUUUAAUGUAUUUAGGUGCUCCCUUAGUCAUUACGGUCUCAUCAUAGAGCACCGCGGGAAAGCAUUUAUCAGGAAGUUCACGCCUCCUUCCGUACCUAUGUCGUUUGUCGGGCUAGAGCUGGCUAAUUGAAAGUAAGACCAAUUUGUAUGCUUUUUGAUAAUAUUAGAAUGGUGAGUAAAAUCCCAUACCCACAAACUUAAAAA